Molecule: messenger RNA, 1554 nt
Organism: Penicillium cataractarum
Lineage: Eukaryota; Fungi; Ascomycota; Eurotiomycetes; Eurotiales; Aspergillaceae
Product: cystathionine beta-synthase CYS4
Exons: 4
Coding region: 1-1554 (517 amino acids)
Cellular component (GO): cytoplasm
Molecular function (GO): cystathionine beta-synthase activity; cysteine synthase activity
Source: RefSeq, a predicted model, not a curated record
AUGGCUUCGACUACUAAACCCGUCGUCCCCCCCGUGGCGCUGGACACUAUCACCCAGCACAUCGGCAACACCCCUUUGGUCCGGUUGAACCGUCUGCCCCGCAGCUUGGGAAUCGAUGCUACCGUCUACGCCAAGUUGGAGUAUUUCAAUGCCGGUGGUAGUGUGAAGGAUCGCAUCGCCCUGCGCAUGAUCGAGGAGGCUGAGCGCGAGGGUCGCAUUAAGCCUGGCGAUACUCUUAUCGAGCCCACAAGUGGCAACACUGGUAUCGGUUUGGCUCUGGUCGGUGCUGUCAAGGGCUACAAGACCAUAAUCACUCUCCCCGAGAAGAUGUCCGCCGAGAAAGUCGCCGUUCUCCGUGCCCUCAACGCAACCAUUAUCCGCACUCCCAACGAGGCUGCUUGGGAUGCGCCCGAGUCCCACAUUGGUGUCGCCAAGCGCCUGCAGAAGGAAUUGCCCAACGCUCACAUCCUCGAUCAGUACGGCAACGUCAACAACCCCAACGCUCACGAGUUUGGUACCGCCGAGGAGAUCUGGGCCCAGACCAAGGGCGAGAUCAAGGCUGUCGUGGCCGGCGCAGGUACCGGUGGUACUAUCACCGGUAUUGCUCGCGGCUUGAAGAAGCACAACCCCAACGUGGAGGUCAUCGCGGCCGAUCCUCAUGGCUCCAUUCUGGCCCUCCCGGCGGCUCUUAACGACCCGCAUGUCAACGAGCCCUACAAGGUCGAGGGUAUUGGUUAUGACUUCGUUCCCGACGUGCUGGACCAGAAGAUCGUUGAUCGCUGGUACAAGACCGCCGAUAAGGAAUCUUUCCAGUACUCGCGUCGCCUGAUCGCCGAGGAGGGUCUCCUUGUUGGUGGUAGCAGUGGCAGUGCUAUUGCUGCGCUGGUGCAUGCUAACGAGGAGCGCAAGUUUGCCAAGGACGACGUGGUUGUUGUCGUGCUCCCGGAUAGCAUCCGCAGCUAUCUCUCCAAGUUUGCUGAUGACGAUUGGCUCGCCGCUAAUGACCUCCUCGCUACCCUCCCUACCGAGCCCGCCCAGCCCGCUCAACCUACCGUUGCUACCGACCCCCUGGCCGGCGCCAAGGUCAGCGCUCUCCGUCUGAAGCCCAUCACCACCGUGACCUCCACCUUUGCCUGCGAAGCCGCCAUUGAGAUCAUGCGUGACAGGGGCUUCGACCAGCUGCCCGUCCUCGCCCCAUCUGGUCGCCGUCUCGUCGGUCUGGUCACCCUGGGUAACGUUCUCAGCCGCCUGACCCACGGCCGUGCCACCGGCAAGACCCCCGUCUCCGAGGUCAUGUUCGACUUCUCCAAGAUCCCGGAGGUCGUCACCGACCCCCGCUCCCUGGGCCGGUCCAACGGUGCCGGUGUCCGUCGCCAGUUCAUGGAGAUCACGAUGGAGACUCCCCUCAACGUGCUGAACCGCUUCUUCGAGUGGAACAGCGCUGCCAUCGUCACUGAGAAGGACGAGAGCGGUGCCCUGAAGCCGCUAGCUAUCGUGACCAAGGUCGAUCUGCUCACUUGGAUGCUGCACCACGGCAAGGCCAACGGCGCUUAG